This is a messenger RNA of Melanotaenia boesemani (Boeseman's rainbowfish), 4082 nucleotides long. It is a transcript of the gene znf710b, whose product is annotated as zinc finger protein 710b. The record is from RefSeq and is a predicted model, not a curated record. Lineage: Eukaryota; Metazoa; Chordata; Actinopteri; Atheriniformes; Melanotaeniidae. The transcript has 5 exons. Bases 31 to 2193 code for a protein of 720 amino acids.
CCUAUUCUCACUCAACACUCGCACUGAAGAAUGAGAUCCUUAAAGCACCUGAAACCUCACAGCAGGAGGAGUGUGGAGGAGGCGAGCCGGCGCCUGGGUAGAUGUGAGCCCAAGGUAAUGGCCAGGCUGGUGGACAUAAGCACACAGACAGAUCCUGUAGUCGUGCUGUCCUUGGCCCAGGCCGCCGUGCUAGGUCUCAUCUCCCAGAAUGAAGUGUUUGGAGCUACCAUUGCACCCAACGGCUUCUAUACAGGUGAACCCAAAGAGUCCCCUGCACCCCCAGUAGACGGAGUUGACUACGAGUACGCGGACCAGCUUAUUGGAGCCAACGGAGAUUACCUAGGAGACAACUUGGGAGAAGACGGUCAGAUGCAACCCAGCUGCAGUCAGAGGAGGUGGCAACAGGGGCUGCCUCAACAUCAGGAUGAAAAAAUGGUUGUCCCAGACCGUCAUGGUCUUCAGGGCACUAUUGUGCCCUCUUCCCAUGUGAAGGGGGAAGGGGUGACCUCUGGAAUGUCCUCCUGUGUCCACAUGUUGAACAAUAUGGCUCCCCGAGGUGGUUUAGUUCAAGUUGAUCCGGCCACCCUCAGAGGCACCAAUAAGAACUGUGCAGAGUGUGAGCGGGAAGUAACUAACCAGCAGCAGGCUAGCACACACGGCCAUCCUCCUCCGGCCCAGGUGGCCCACAGAGGAGCAGAGCAGGGCCACAGAGGACUUCAGGGCCAGCGCUCUAUGGGGGGUCACAGUCAAGGUGGCAGAGAAGAUGAAGAGGAUGUAGAAAACAGGGGCAACUCCAUGAUGAAGCCCACACAGCAGGAGGAAGCCAUCAGCAGCUACUUCCAGACUAGCGAGGUGGGCAGCUAUGAUUCAGCAGAAAUGGCCAUGGGUGGCGAGUAUGAAGACGGCAGCCAGAGCAUGAUGUGGACAGAUGGGGGCGGCGGAGCACAGCACCAGCAACCUCCACACCCCCAGCCACCUCGUCGUCAUGGCGGCCGCAGGGUAGACCGGCUAGAUAUCAACAUCCAGAUUGAUGAAUCUUACUGCGUAGAUGUUGGAGAUGGAUUGAAGCGCUGGAAGUGCCGCAUGUGUGAUAAAUCUUACACUUCUAAGUACAACCUGGUCACACACAUCCUGGGCCACAACGGCAUCAAACCACAUGCCUGCCCACACUGCGGGAAGCUCUUCAAGCAGCCCAGUCAUCUUCAAACCCAUUUGCUAACCCACCAAGGUACGCGGCCCCACAAGUGCACCGUCUGCAAGAAGGGCUUCACCCAGACCAGCCACCUGAAGCGACACAUGCUCCAACACACCGACGUCAAGCCCUACAGCUGCCGCUUCUGUCGCCGUGGCUUCGCCUAUCCCAGCGAACUGCGAGCGCACGAAGUGAAGCACGAGCGAGGACGCUGUCAUGUCUGCUCGCAGUGCGGCAUGGAGUUUCCCACCUAUGCCCACCUCAAACGACACCAGACCAGCCACCAAGGACCCCACACCUUCCAGUGCACAGAGUGUAACAAGUCUUUUGCCUACCGUAGCCAGCUUCAGAACCACCUCCUGAAGCACCAGAGCCCAAGGCCUUACACCUGCUCCCAGUGUGGCCUGGAGUUUGUGCAGCUCCACCACCUACGUCAGCACUCGCUAACUCAUAAGGGGAUGAAAGGCCACAAGUGUGAAGUGUGCUCUCGAGAGUUUACGCUGUCUGCCAACCUGAAGAGGCAUAUGCUCAUCCACAACAGCGUCAGACCGUUCCAGUGUCAUGUCUGCUUCAAGAGUUUCAUACAGAAGCAGACCCUUAAGACCCACAUGAUUGUCCACCUGCCUGUGAAGCCAUUCAAAUGCAAGGUAUGUGGCAAGUCUUUUAACAGAAUGUACAACCUCCUGGGCCACAUGCACCUCCAUGCUGGCAGUAAGCCAUUUAAGUGUCCUUACUGCACCAGUAAGUUCAACCUGAAGGGCAACCUCAGCAGACACAUGAAGGUCAAGCACGGAAUGGACGUCUCACCAGAAGGACAAGAAGUUCUUCCAGAAAUGGAAAGCCAGGGGGAGUAUGAAGGCCAGAACUUCAGCUUUACAUCACCAGACAACAUGGACAAUGGUAGCUCCCAAAACCUCACUAAACUCACUACAGCAAACAUGGAGGACAUGGAGGAGUAUUACAAUUUUGGGAAGGAUACAAGCAGCUACACUACACCAUGAGUGUUAAUGGACCACAGAAGAUGGGUUUCUUUUUUUUUUUCUUCUUGUGAAGACUGAAGAAAAAUGAAAGAGUAGUUGUGGAAUCUUUGGGGGAACUCUGGGAAAAUGGUUUUCUUUUAGUUUUGGCCUCCUUCCAUAAGAGCCAGAUCUGAGGGACAAUGAUAGGAGGCCAGAAAGGAGGAGCACUUCAAAGGAGACGUUUCAACUCUGCUGCCUAUCGCAGAGACGCUGUUCACGCUGUCCAGUGCUCCUUCUACGAGAAUACUACACUUACAGACUCAAAGACUUUCACUGAUGAACAGUCAAAUUGUAUGUUGUGUGUAUGUAUCAGUUAUUUGACAAAAAAAGAAAAAAUGUUGCAGUUGCAGAAUAAAGGUUGUUACAUACUCCGCGAGGAGCGAGAACUUUUUUCUUCUUGUGGCCUCGAAAACAAGAACAAAGUUCUUGCUUCUCGUGGAGUAUGUAACAAGCUUUAUCAGUUACAUUUGAUGUGAUAGAAACUUAGUCUGGCACCUUGUUUUCAUUCACAACCUGUUAAUGCCCUUAUAUUUUUUACUCAAAGUGCCAGCUAGAAACAGAUUUCAACUAAGCUUCCACCUUGCCAGCUUUUUACUCACUAUAUAACAAAGUUUUGAUACAUGGUCACAGCAUAUCCAUUAGUCUGAAUGCUCAUAUUUAUCAUUCAUUCAUUUUCUGAACCGCUUAGUCCAUUAAGGAUCGCCAUUAAGCUGGAGCCUAUCCCAGCAUCACCAGUACAUUGCAGGGCCAACACAUAGGGGACAAACAACCAGUUUCUAAUUUUAGGUACCUGUUUCAGCCCAGAUGUUGGUGGUAAGUUUGAACAGGUUCCGCUUCCAGUGUAUUUGUUCCUUUUUUUUUUUUUUUCUUUUUCUUGCACAGGACACCAUAGCUUUUCUCUUUGGUAGGCACUUACUACCAAAGCUGCUACUGUCCCAUGUUAGCUAAAACCUGAAGACAUAAUUGCUGGCAUGUAAAGCCCUUUCACUGUACAAAUGAUUCUGCAACCCGCAGUGUGUUAACCACCAUUUUUGUUCCACACAAUUUAGCUUUUCAUUAACAAUCUAUCCCGUGCAGUGAAUAUACCGCUCUAGUUUUUGAAAUACUGAGUGAACAAUACAAGCACUUUUUCACUUAACUUUUCUUUUCCCCAUGAAGGCAGUUUUCAGUAGUAAAUUAAUUUGCCUCAAGGAGAGGAGCAGGGUAGGGAAUAAGAUUGUAGGAUUCUUCAAACCCCCAUGAUGGCAAUAUUAUUAAAUUCAAAUUUGUUUUCCUCUUAGGUUUUUUUUGUAAACUGCAGAUUACAUGAUAUAGAUAUUUCACAGUUGUCUGUUCAUAUAUGAGAUGAAGAAUGAGAAGUUUGUUUGGAGAAUCUAAAGUUAUGGACUCUCUUCGUUGUUUGUGGUUUCAGCACUCUUAAGUUCAGGGCUGGUUUCACUUCACUUUUAAUUUAGUUUUGCUUUUAUUUCAGAAAAGGGAAAAAAAUUAUCAACAUUGGAAAUAAGUAUACAUAUAUAUAUGUGUAUAUAUAUAUAUAUGUAUAUAUAUAUAUGUAUGUAUAUAUAUGUAUGUAUAUAUAUAUCUGUAAACUUAAAAAGACUAACAUAUAUAAUUUGGCAGUCCUGCUUAAUGAGAUUUGGAAUGAUUGGAUUGAAAGUGGACUGACACUAGUCCUGCUCCUCAGAUUCAUUUUUGGGGAAGACUCAGCUCCCCUUGUCCUGCCAUGCAGGUAAGCCUUGAUAUGCACACUAAAACCAGAAGAAUGGUCUACUAGUUUUUUUUUUUUUUUUUAGAUGAAAAAUAUUAAACUGGGACCUCAUGGAAAUUGACCAUGAAUUAUUUAAUAAAGGUUCUCUAGUUUAAAUGAUGAA